This is a messenger RNA of Spea bombifrons (plains spadefoot toad), 1627 nucleotides long. It is a transcript of the gene MYOC, whose product is annotated as myocilin. Gene Ontology annotation, cellular component: Golgi apparatus. NCBI's taxonomy places the organism in Eukaryota, Metazoa, Chordata, Amphibia, Anura, Pelobatidae. The coding region runs from base 62 to 1516 and encodes 484 amino acids. Gene Ontology annotation, biological process: signal transduction; osteoblast differentiation. The transcript is spliced from 3 exons. The record is from RefSeq and is a predicted model, not a curated record.
UAAGAUAUUUCAGAGCUCCUAAUUAGUUAUAGAGUGUCAGCAUAUUUCACAGUGCAAGACAAUGGGGUCUCUUGGUCUUCAAAUGAUGCUCUCACUUCUCAUAUGGGUGGCACAAGGAAGCCCCCAGUAUCGGAAAACCAAUGACCGCCAAGGACAGUGCACCUAUACUUUUACUGUACCCAGUCCCAGAGAAGGCAGCUGUACAGAACCUGGAGAGGCUAUGACAGCCAUCCAAGACCUUCAGCGUGAAAACUCGGUCCUUCGUCAAGAGAUGGACUCAGUAAAAACCAGGAUCAGUUUGCUGGAGAAGGUGGUUAACCAGUUUCUUGGAGGAGAGGUAUCUGGGUUCCCAACCCCUGUCCCCCAAGCUCAUGAAAAUUUGAGACAAGAGGUAGAGAGACUACGGAUGGAAAAGGAUGAAUGGGAAGGACAGAGAGGUAGCCUGGAGAUGGCUUAUUCUGACCUGUUAAAGGAGAAGUCUACUUUGGAAGAGGAAAAGCAGACACUGAAUGCGAGGUUGGAAAGAGUUCUUCAAGGACAAUGCCCUAAGGUUGCUGAGGUUUCCAGGGCCAAGGAGCAGCAGAUGUCACCAAGACAAACAUCCCGUUGGGGAGCAGAUGGUACAGGAUACCAGGAGCUGAAGUCUGAAUUAACUGCCCUACCAGCUUCUAGGAUGAUUCCAGAGGAUCGCUCUACCAUCCAAAGUGCAGAGAACGCAAACUCUGGUGGUGGCUGUGGGGAACUCAUCUGGAUUAGUGAACCUUCUACCUACAGAAAGGCUGACAACAUUGCUGGGAGAUAUGGAGUAUGGAUGAGAGAUCCUGAGCCAGUAUCCCCCUUUACCCUAGAAACCAUCUGGAGGGUCAAUACUGUAGGAGCAGAUAUACGUCAAGUCUUUGAAUAUGAGAACUUAGAUCAGCUUGUCAAAGGUUACCCAACUAAAGUUUAUGUUUUGCCUCGUCCCAUGGAGAGCAAUGGAGCUGUUAUCUACAAAGGCUCUCUUUAUUACCCCAGACGCAAAUCUAGAAUUCUGGUUAAGUAUGAUUUCUUGACAGAAACAGCUUCUGUUCAGAGGGAACUUCAAAAUGCUGGUUACCAUGGUAAAUUUCCUUACUCUUGGGGUGGAUAUACUGACAUUGACCUUGCUGUUGAUGAGACAGGUCUCUGGGUGAUCUAUAGCACUGAGAAAGCUAAAGGGUCCAUAGUCAUAUCUCAACUGGACCCUAAUACUUUAGAAGUUAAGCAGACCUGGGAAACUCCCCUGCGUAAGCAGUCGGUGGCCAAUGCAUUCAUGAUCUGUGGUACUUUAUAUACUGUUGGAAGUUAUUCAUCCACCAGUACCACAGUCAAUCAUGCUUUUGACACUCACACAGGUGUCCAUCGUCAAAUAAGUGUCCCAUUCCAGAAUCAGUAUGCUUAUGCCAGUAUGAUUGAUUACAACCCGACUGAGAAAAGAAUUUAUGGUUGGGACAAUUACAACAUGGUAACUUAUGAUGUGAGGUUGUCCAAGAUGUGAGUUGAAGCCAAGAAUGCAUAAUAUUUUAAAGGGAAGGGUGGGUGAGUGGCUGGUGGCAGAGGGAAGGCUAAGCUUUACCACAGUUAGGCACUUGAAAGCAAAGAAAAAUAA